AAGUGAACACAGAGCAGAGCAAACCUGUACAAUGGAAUGUAUUCAUAUUCAGAUGUCUGUGCUACUCGUCCUCCUCUUCAACCCAACAUCAUGCUACGCUUUUUCUCCCAGUGACCCAAUGAUUUGCUACAUCCUGGAUGGGGUCCUCAUCAUUUACUGCAUUGUAGCAACAGCCUUGUUCUUCAGAGAAAAGCUUUGCCGUGAAGUUCCAAAUGUCGUGGUGUCUGACCCCAGUGGUGGAAUUUACCAGGAGCUUGGGGAGUCAAAAAAUACAGAUCCUUAUGAAAUGCUUCAACCAUCCAAAAAGAGAAGGCAAAAGAAGAGAAAAAUAACUGAGCCCUGACAGACUGACAGAGGGGCGGCGGCCAAGUCUGUUCCGGGGACCUCCACAUCAGCUCUUCGUCCUUGACACAAAAAUUACUCACCAAAAUCAAAAAACAUCACAGUAUUUGUAAUGUCGUCUGAAAUGCAUAUGUCCUUACAUCUAGAGUUUAGGUUGCUCUAUGUGCUGUCCUUCAAAACUCUAUGACAU
This is a messenger RNA of Periophthalmus magnuspinnatus, 532 nucleotides long. It is a transcript of the gene cd247l, whose product is annotated as CD247 antigen like. Gene Ontology annotation, molecular function: IgE receptor activity. The coding region runs from base 32 to 343 and encodes 103 amino acids. The transcript has 7 exons. Lineage: Eukaryota; Metazoa; Chordata; Actinopteri; Gobiiformes; Gobiidae. The record is from RefSeq and is a predicted model, not a curated record. Gene Ontology annotation, cellular component: Fc-epsilon receptor I complex. Gene Ontology annotation, biological process: cell surface receptor signaling pathway.